Felis catus (domestic cat) is the source of this 4084-nucleotide messenger RNA. Its product is annotated as butyrophilin subfamily 2 member A2. Lineage: Eukaryota; Metazoa; Chordata; Mammalia; Carnivora; Felidae. Gene Ontology annotation, biological process: T cell receptor signaling pathway; regulation of cytokine production. Gene Ontology annotation, cellular component: external side of plasma membrane. Bases 924 to 2510 code for a protein of 528 amino acids. The record is from RefSeq and is a predicted model, not a curated record. Gene Ontology annotation, molecular function: signaling receptor binding. The transcript has 8 exons.
UCCCUGGAGUGACUCAGCAUCUCAAACUCGCACCCUUAGCAUCUCUCACUCAAUAGUUUUUGAAUGAAUGACAGGGCGCCCGUAAUGGCCAGGGCACCUUCUUUACUACCUCUGCACCCCCACCCCUCCCUGCGUUCCCUCCUUCUCUCUCCGGUGCCCUCCUCCCUGCUCCCCACAAACCCAGCAACUGGGACAGAUUCCUCUGGCUUUGGAAAGAGGGCUGCUUGUCUUUGUCUCAUCACCCCCAACUCCAGCCGCUACACACUCAGAUAUCUCUCCUGGUGGUUACCUUGCUUCCGGAAAAAAGAAAAGGAAAUUUUAAAAGGUCAGCUCAUCUCAAAAGGCUGUCUGCAGCGGUGAGAUUUUAAAACUGUCUGUGUAUUCUGCCUAGUAACUGGUGAUCGCUCACCAGAGAUCUCAGGGAUACUAUUGGCUGGGCCCAUCCACAGUCGGCCAAUCCUGGACUCUAGACAAUUCAUUGAGAUCUUGGGACUCUGCGGUCAGAGUGGACCUAGUCUCAGGUCCUGCCGCUGGGCACUCCGCGAGUAAUGGAAGGCGAAGGUAAAUUUUUUUGUUUUUUGUUUUUUCUUCUCCGGUUUCAGGGCGGUUUGUUCUCUGUUUGUGACUAUGAGAUUAGACAGAAGACGGACCACAGGAAAAUCAUCAGUUAGUUGAGCGUCAGAGGAGAAAAGAGAACGCAGAAGUUAAUUCUAGAAGGGGACGUCUAAUGAGCCCAUCCGUCGGGAGAUACCUGAACCCGGAGACAGCGUGGGGCGCGCUGACGAUCCCCCCGCGGUUACAGGAAAGCUGGACUUGGAUCGGAGCUGGGGCGCCGUCUCCUCGGCCGAUCUCUCCACGUCUGGUGCCCCCAGGCCUCCGGUCGGGCGCUGACCCCCCCCCCGGGUGCCUGGUCGGCGGCGCUGAUGGAGCCCGCGGCCGCCCCCCGCUGCCGCGCGCGGGGCUCGCUCCUCUUCUUGGCGCUCCUCUGCGGGUGUGCCCUGCUCUCAGCCCAGUUUACUGUCGUGGGUCCAGCUGACCCAGUCCUGGCCAUGGUGGGAGAAGACACCACGUUUCACUGCCACCUGUCCCCCGAGAAGAACGCUGAGGACAUGGAAGUGCGGUGGUUCCGGACUCACUUCUCACGGGCAGUGCUCGUGUACAAGGGUGGACGAGAGAGAACCGAGGAACAGCUGGAGGAGUUCCGAGGAAGGACGACCUUUGUGAGCGACGGCAUCAAACAGGGGAGCGUGGCACUCGUCAUACACAACGUCACAGCGCACGAGAAUGGCAUCUACCACUGUUACUUCCAAGAAGGCAGGUCCUACGAUGAGGCCAUCAUGCGGCUGAUGGUUGCAGGCCUGGGCUCCAAGCCCCUCAUUGAAAUGAAGGGCCAUGAGGACGGGGGCAUCCGGCUGGAGUGCACAUCCGUAGGGUGGUACCCAGAGCCCCACGCAGUGUGGAGGGACCCUUACGGUGAGAUCAUGCCCGCCCUGGAGGAGGCUUACACCGUGGACGCCGACGGCCUCUUCACGGUCACCGUGGCCGUGAUCAUCAGGGACUGCUCUGUGAGGAACGCGUCCUGCUCCAUCAACAACACCCUGCUUGGCCAGGAGAAGGAAACUGUGAUUUUCAUUCCAGAAUCCUUGCCCCCCAGCACACUCCCCUGGAUGGCGGGCCUCGCUGCCCUCCCGCCUUCUCUGCUGCUCCUCGUCGCUGGAGUCCUCUGUCUCGCCAGGAAGGGCCACCGGGAAAAAGAGGUUGAGAAUGAAGAGAGAGAAACCGCGUGUCAGGAACUGGGGAAAGAAGAUGUGGAAAAAGAGAAAGAACGUGAGAUCAGAGAGCAACUUCAAGAAGAACUGCGAUGGAGGAGAACCCUGCUACAUGCCGCUGACGUGGUCCUAGACCCAGACACGGCACAUCCUGAGCUGUUCCUGACAGAGGACCGGAGAGGCGUGAGGCGAGGCCCCUCCAGGCAGAGUGUGCCUGACAACCCCGAGAGGUUCGACUGCCGGCCCUGUGUCCUGGGCCUGGAGAGCUUCUCCUCAGGGAGGCACUACUGGGAGGUGGAGGUCGAAAACGUGAUGGUGUGGGCUCUGGGGCUUUGUAGAGACAAUGUCGAGAGGAAAGGAGAGGCCUUACUGGUUCCUCGGAAUGGCUUCUGGACCCUGGAGAUGUUUGGAAACCAAUACCGGGUCCUGUCUUCCCCCGAGAAGAUCCUCCCCCUGAAAGAGCGCCUUCGCCGUGUGGGCAUCUUUCUGGACUACGAAGCUGGAGAUAUCUCCUUCUAUAACAUGAGGGACCGGUCACACAUCUACACGUGUCCCCGCUCACCCUUCUCUGGGCCCUUGAGACCCUUCUUCAGGCUGGGGUCUGAUGACAGCCCCCUCUUCAUCUGCCCAGCCUUCACAGGGGCCCGGGGGGUCGCGGUGCCCGAGGGCGGCCUGAUCCUUCACAGGACGGGGACCCAGCGCAGCCACCAGGGUCAGUUCCCUGGUCUCAGAGCCAAGUAGAGGGCCCUGGCACCCCUGGCAGGAAACGGGUCAUGUCAAGAACCGCCUCCAGAGGCCGCCUGGACACCCUCUUCAGGCCCAGCCCUGCCUGGCCCUCAUCAGGCUGUUGCUUUCCCCAUUCAUUUGCUGGUGACCACGGGGGCACGGGCCGGUCUCGGAGCCGUGCUGCCACACGGCUCCCAACCUGGAAGAAAGCAGGAGACAGUGACGGGUUUUAACAUCAGCGUGACACAGUCAGCCUGAUGCCCGGGCACCAGGCUCUGUGGACUCGGGGUGAGGGACACAGGACCCACUGUAAGGGGAGGGAAACCAAACCAGGAGGUCAGGGACGGGGAAGCCAAGCCUGGGGGGGUGGGCGGGGACAAGGGCCUGGGUGCUGUCCAGCCUCAGUUACAGCUAUGGGGGCUGGAGAGCUGGUGGUCCCAUUUCUAUCCCUCCUCCCCACCCCCCACCCGGAGAUUUCCAGAUUGCACUCCUAGCCUAGAACUGAGCUGAAGAAAGAUGAAAAAUGAAGACCCAUGUUGGCCUGGCUCCGGUGUCCCCUCAAUAAACUGGGAGUCAGUACUCAGUGACUGAGUAUGGCUUAAGGGUUAAGGUCGCAGCUGAGCUGGUGAGAACUGCCCCGAGUGGAUCGCAAGGUUCAGGUUCAGUGGGCAAAGCAGCAGUUUCCAACGUUUUGACCUCAGGCCACUUAAGUAAGAUACCUCAAAAAUUAUUGAGGACCCCAAAGAGUCUUGCUCACUUGGGUUAUAUCUGUGAACAUUUAUGGCAUUGAAGGUUGAAACUGAAACAUUUAAAAACUGUAUUUAUAAUUUAUAUGAAAAUAGCAAUAAUAAACCAACGAUAAGUUAAUAGGAAAAACAUGUUUUAUGAAAAAUCACUUGUUUCCAAAGCAAAAUAAAUGUUAUUGAGAAAUGUGGCAUUCUUUAAGGUUUCUGUAAGUCUAAUGUCUGGCUUCUCCUAAAAGAUGGGCUGCACCUUCACAUCUGCUGCUGUACUCAGUGUUGGAGUAUCACAAGUCAUGUCAUCUUGAAAACUUUGAGAGAUUGAGAGCAAAAACAUUAUAUUAUUAUUAUUAUUACUACUAAUGGGGUCUUGGAGUGGUGGCGGUCUGGAGCUGAUGGCUAAGAAAGAAUUCUUGACACGUCUUCGGUGCAAAAAGGUGAUUUUAUUAAGGCACGGGGACGGGACCCGUGGGCAGGAAGAGAGGCACUGGGGUCGUGAGGAGUGACUGGUCAUAUACUAGGGACUUGGGGGAGGUCAAGGUAAAAGGCAGGGAGGCCCCCAGAAGGACUUUCAAAGACUAUAGGGGGCGCUUAAGAUACCGGAGCCCUGGCCACGGUCAAGCUAAGGUUGUUGUCCCUCUAGUAAGGGGUUAACAUUAAGAGGGGAGGGGGUUCCUGGAGAAACGUCAUACUCUGUCUUUGCCUCAAGUACUUGUCAGUGGGCCGCAGGUUACACAGAAAUUCAAUGUUCUUUACCAUUUCCUUCUUGCCUUUAUUCCCCACAUCGCUAGGGAGGGGAAGGUCAUGUUGGGGCUCUGGGAAACUGAAAAUAUAAGUUUCUGAAGAUUA